CCCAAACCGGGUACCCGAAUACGACUAGGGUUUAUGUAAGAGAAAUCGGGACACCACCGUCUACAUAUUGAAGAAGUGCCCAAGGAAGCUCGUUCUUUCGUCGUCGUCACAAGUCACAACUCGCAAACCACAAUGCCUAAGCAGAUCCACGAGAUUAAGGAUUUUCUUCUGACGGCGCGGAGGAAGGAUGCGAGGUCGGUGAAAAUCAAGAGGAGCAGGGAUGUCGUUAAGUUUAAGGUUCGAUGCUCCAAGUACUUGUACACGCUUUGUGUCUUUGACCCUGAGAAAGCCGAUAAGUUGAAGCAAUCUCUUCCUCCCGGUUUGAGUGUUCAAGACCUGUAGAGCUGUUGAGUGUGGCAGCAUGCGUUUGUUUCUCUUUUUGUUACCUGAUGCUCUAGAUUUUGUGGCUUGGUUUUAUAUGUUGGUGAUUUUUACGAGGACAUUUUUGUUUUAAUUUGGUACGAAAUGUGAAAGUUUGAUAUUGAGCACAAUUGAAAUGAAUUGCCCAUAGUGGUUUAUUUUAUUUA
This is a messenger RNA of Glycine soja, 527 nucleotides long. Its product is annotated as 60S ribosomal protein L38-like. Gene Ontology annotation, biological process: protein-RNA complex assembly; translation. NCBI's taxonomy places the organism in Eukaryota, Viridiplantae, Streptophyta, Magnoliopsida, Fabales, Fabaceae. Gene Ontology annotation, molecular function: structural constituent of ribosome. The record is from RefSeq and is a predicted model, not a curated record. Bases 133 to 342 code for a protein of 69 amino acids. Gene Ontology annotation, cellular component: cytosolic large ribosomal subunit; ribosome. The transcript is spliced from 3 exons.